Messenger RNA from Porites evermanni, 644 nucleotides. NCBI's taxonomy places the organism in Eukaryota, Metazoa, Cnidaria, Anthozoa, Scleractinia, Poritidae. The record is from the annotation of a GenBank genome assembly.
AUGGUCCUUUUACAAGUCGCCCCUUUGCUCAAGGACAGAAACGGAAGGUCAUACCGGGGAAGAACAGGAGUGAGCGAAGCCGAGUAAGUAAUUUUUUACCCUAUAGCUCGAUGGUCCCCUAAAAGUGACGGUAGCCGAAAGUAUUUACCCCACAGCUUGUGGUUAAAUAGACACAGAUCGAUACUGUUGCAACCCCUUUUUUAAUGGAAGUUAUGUGAUUUUUUAGAAAAAUUCAAUUUUCCUGAAUUUUGCCAUAUUCAGUGAGUGUACCUUAUCUAACAUUGAGUGCUCUUGUUGGAUUGUUUACUGACGUAUGUUCAGCUAUAGUGUUGAAGUUGCUUUAUACAUCUUUAUGGUUUGACAAGGGUACAUUUUUUAUUUUUUUCAAAAAGGGUUUCGGGUACUCACUGUAAGUAGCUUGUAACCCUGAUAUUUGUCUCACUUCAACUUUUGUUAAUUUUACCUGUUUGUUCAAUAGAUUUCUCAGAGCAGUGGCUUACAGGUGGCUGAUAAGAUGGCUAUCUGGAUACUUGGGUUGGGAUAACAGCAGACCAUUACCUGCUUGUGUAUACCACUAUAUAAGAACAAAGUUUUCAAGUCACCAGACAAGAGGAUAUGUGCCUUCCCAAGCACGUGAACAAUAA